Carya illinoinensis is the source of this 1110-nucleotide messenger RNA. RefSeq names its product 40S ribosomal protein S2-3-like. The coding region runs from base 96 to 905 and encodes 269 amino acids. Gene Ontology annotation, biological process: translation. The record is from RefSeq and is a predicted model, not a curated record. Lineage: Eukaryota; Viridiplantae; Streptophyta; Magnoliopsida; Fagales; Juglandaceae. Gene Ontology annotation, molecular function: structural constituent of ribosome; RNA binding. Gene Ontology annotation, cellular component: cytosolic small ribosomal subunit; ribosome. The transcript has 2 exons.
AGGGUUUUCACUCUCAGCGAGUGCGCGCUCUCUCCGUCUCAGAGUCUAAACUUCUCUCCUUUACAUACCCACGCUUUCAUUCCCAAUAACCAAUCAUGGCUGAGCGAGGAGGAGAACGCGGCGGAUUUGGGCGAGGAUUUGGCGGUGGUCGUUCAAGGGGAGACCGCGGCCGUGGUGGUCGUCGCCGUCCCCGUCGUGACGAGGAAGAGAAAUGGGUGCCUGUGACGAAACUCGGCCGCCUCGUGAAGUCGGAUAAGAUCAAGUCCCUCGAGCAGAUCUACCUCCAUUCCCUGCCCAUCAAGGAGCACCAGAUUGUCGACCAGCUCUGCCCCGGCCUCAAGGACGACGUCAUGAAGAUUAUGCCGGUCCAGAAGCAGACCCGUGCCGGGCAGAGAACCAGAUUCAAGGCAUUCGUUGUCGUCGGUGACAGCAAUGGCCACGUUGGACUCGGCGUUAAGUGCAGCAAGGAGGUCGCCACCGCGAUUCGUGGCGCAAUUAUACUGGCCAAGCUGUCUGUGGUACCUGUGAGGAGGGGUUACUGGGGGAACAAGAUCGGGAAGCCCCAUACCGUGCCGUGUAAGGUGACGGGGAAAUGUGGGUCCGUCACGGUGCGUAUGGUGCCUGCUCCACGAGGAGCCGGGAUCGUCGCCGCUAGAGUCCCGAAGAAGGUCCUGCAAUUCGCCGGGAUCGAGGAUGUCUUUACCUCGUCGAGAGGGUCCACUAAGACUCUUGGAAAUUUCGUGAAGGCAACUUUUGAUUGUCUGCUGAAGACUUAUGGGUUCCUUACACCUGAAUUUUGGAGGGAAACUCGCUUCACCAAGUCUCCUUUCCAAGAGCAUACAGAUCUUUUGGCAAAACCAGUUGGCAAGCUAAUCCUUGAGGAGCCUGAGAGGGUUGAAGCUUGAGUGAGGAGACGAACAACAUUGUGUUAGAGAACUUCUUGAGUAUGAGAUGUUUUCUAUUUCAUUCGAGGGAUAGUAUGUUUCUUUUUCCGUAUUUGACAGUUUUAAAGUUUUGAAUCGGUUGGUUUUAUGUCUUUUUGUUUUUUGUUCAUUUUUGGCUGGACAAUGCAAUAGUUAUGCUAUAUGAAAUCGUAUGGUUCAUGGAUAA